Molecule: messenger RNA, 3417 nt
Organism: Anoplopoma fimbria (sablefish)
Lineage: Eukaryota; Metazoa; Chordata; Actinopteri; Perciformes; Anoplopomatidae
Product: cytospin-A
Exons: 12
Coding region: 292-2130 (612 amino acids)
Molecular function (GO): protein binding
Source: RefSeq, a predicted model, not a curated record
AUCGAUGUCUCUUUACCAUAGAGUCUAGUCGCAGGGAUCAAACAGUGCUCUGAGGAAAUGCAGUUCCGUUUGUCCGCCGUCCCGUCUCUCCUCCGUGGGGACACACCGGGCAGGGCGCUCGGUUGAGCAGCGCGGAGAGAAGAAGAGUCCAACAAACUGCCAACAAACUGCCAACAGACAGGAGUUACUUAGUUUUUGUCCGCUUUGGAGGGUCACUUUGGUCUGAGCUGAGUGAAAAAGCAACAAGCACCUGCAGGGCCCCGUCAGUGGCCCAAACCCCAUUACUGCAGUAUGGGUAACUUUUCCAGCAAGGACGGCCAUGGACCCACAGCUGGUGUUGGGGAGAGUUUCCACACUCCUCCUGCUUCUCCACAGAGCGAUGGGCCUGCUUCCGGGCCCAGUUUCCCCCAACUCCAUCACCCUACUUCCCCUCAACCUUCCCCUGCAGCACCCGUUUCAUCGCCACCUCCAGUCCCAGUCCUCGCAUCCAGUGGGAAGAAAGCACAGUCCAGCACCAACCCUACCACUUCCAGUGCCGCUCCUGAAUGGAGGCCUCCUCCACCAGUCGGUUCAAAUAGCUUCACCUUUGGCCCUGGAGUUAGCCCACUGCACAACAAGUCAGGGAGUACUGUGGGUAAAGGACAAGCUGCUCUGGGGAGGAAUGUGGGUCAUCCUACUUCCACCCCUCGACCUCAGGCCUCCCAGGGGAAGAUUGUGGCCAUCAGCCCCACAAAGAGCCCCACAAAGAGCCCCACAAAGAGCCCCUCUUCUCUGUGUGCCUCACCUGUGGCAGGCAGCUCUUCUGGGCCACACUGGAGGGAAAGGGACAGUGGUCUGAGUCAGUCUUUACUGCCGGCUCAUGAAGCUGGGGACGGUCAGGGUGAGGAGCUGGAGAAGCUGCUGGAGGAGUGUAGGUCAACACUGGGCAACACUGCCAGUCAGGAUGGGGCCACCAACACAGCGGAGAUACUGAAGCAUCUACUGACAGAAGUGAAAAGUUUGAAGAGUACUUUACAGACGGAGCGUGGGGAAUGGCUGCAGUUCCAGGCUGACCUCCAGGUGGCAGUGUCAGUGGCAGACCGUCUGAGAGCCGAGGCAGAAGAGGAGCUGACUGCGCUCCGAACGGCGCACAAGGAUGUCGAGCGGGAGCUGGCUGCCUCCCAGCAGAGACAGAAAGAGGCCGAUAUGCAACUGGUGACCCUGAGAGGGGAGCUAAAGCAGAGCAGGCAAAAACUGGCCACUCUCACCCAGGCUUCAAGUCAGGAACCAGAGAGGCCCAAUGAAGAAGCAACCAACAGCUCUGAAAGCAGCAAAGAAGGGACCGAGAGGGGCAGGGAGAGGGGGCUGUACAGGCCGGGGCAAGAAGGGACGGAAAGUAGGAGUCAGAACGAAUCAACGAAGAACGUCGCAAGCGAGGAGGCCAGAACGGACUGUAAAGCUGUGACCAAGCGGUACCUGAAAAACGUGACCAAUAAGGAUAGGAUCGGAGAGGAGGUGCGGUCCAGCGAGACGCGAAGGACGGUAACCACAGAGAGGUCAAGAAGCCUGUCCAGAUUACCUGCCUCCUCAGGCUCCCCCACCAUGCAGAAUGGAACCUCCCAACCCCACACUGCCUCAACUAUCGGCCCUACAAACAAGAACUCUGGGCAACUGAGAGGCCGAAGAGGUUUGGAUUGGCAGGACAGCCGGUUGAGCACUGACACAGGAAAACGUGAGGAGUCUCUAAACAAGUAUAACUCUACCCUCACUGAGCUGCCACCCACCAAGUCCCAGGAUUGUUUCAACUUACUGCUGCGUCGCCAUGGCGGCUCAAAGAGAAACUCGCUGCUCCGUUGGUGUCAGAGCCGAACACAAGGCUACAAGAAUAUCGACAUCACCAACUUCAGCAGCAGCUGGGCCGACGGUCUGGCCUUCUGUGCCGUGUACCACACCUACCUCCCCUCACACAUCCCUUACACCACUCUCACUCCAGACAACAAGAGGGAGAAUCUCAGUCUGGCAUUCAAAACAGGAGAGACUAAUGGGAUUGCACAAACCCUGACGGUAGAGGAGAUGCUAAGAGCAGGAGGUCCUGAUUGGCAAAGGGUGCUGGGAUAUGUGGAGAGCAUCUACCGUCACUUUGAGAUGUGACCGCUGUAGGUACACUGACAGACAAUCUCAACAUAGUGGAUCCUUAUGCACUCUCCAAAGGAAAGAGUAUAAGUUGUGAUGGUUCCCUGAAUACUAUAAUAAAACUUUUCUUGUGUGUGCGGAAACUGGAUAAACUUCUGUUGUCAAAAGAUGCAAUUUGCAAUGUUUUUUUAUAAUAUCAAAAUUCCCGAUGAAGACUUCAUGUCAAAACAUAAAAAAACGUCUUUCAAAUUAAAAUUUGCUACUUUGGACUGAAGUCCCGUCUGCUUUUCAUACGCUAUGUAAAAUGUCCUCUGACCAGGUGGAAGCUAUGGAAGUGGCAAGGCACAAAUUGUUGCAAUUGUUGUAUGCAUUCUUAUAUCUGUCAUACAUUUAAUCAGCUGACAUUUGACUUGUAUAACAAUAUGUAGUGAAGGAUUCAGACACAGUGAAAAUAGAUAGCGUAUUAGAAUAUGACCAACUGAGAAGGAAGGGAAGGAUAAUUAAAAUGUUACAUAUUUAGCUUUCAGAAAAUAAAGACUAUCAUUGACCACCUUAGAAAAAUUAAGAAUAUGUGGAUAUUUUCUUGUAGCAUCCUUAUGAUGAAGCUGUAUGUUAAGGUAGAGUUGCUGUAAAUGUCUCCACACUGGUACGUCACUGGCCAAAAGUACUGUAUUACAUCAUGUCCUUUAUCAAAUAUGUAAGCAGUCAUUGUUUUAUCUGCCAAUGUGUUUAGCCUUUUAAGCUUGUCUGUGAUGCUCUGCAAAGAUUCUACUUCUUCCUGCUCCUUUUUAGCACUCUGUAAAUAUGCACUUUUGUCAAACACCUUGUUGGUGUACGAAUGUAAUAAUGUACAGCACAGAUGUUACAUAACUGUUGGAGUCUUCUACGGCCUCUGUAGGUAUUCAGUAGAGAGGCUGCAGACCAGUCAGAUGUUUGGUCAAGUACAAAUUUCGUGUUUGUGUCUUCUUAAAGUAACUGCAGUGCCUGAAUGGCAAUAAUCAAAAUCAGAAAAGUGCCUCCAUACUAACACAAGUGUGCCAGUGCUGUCUCGGUGCUCAGGGAUGUGGUUUACAAGAGUGACUUGAAAAACAAAUACACGCCUACACAGGCUUCUGCAUCCAGUUGCAACAUCGUCUCACGUCCCAACUCACCCGUUCACCACACUGCUGCUGAGAAAUGGAAUAACAAGUUUCAGCAAGUGUAUAGCAGAGUUUUGGUUUUUUUUGCCAAAGUAACACCAUUGUUAAAUAUGUUUAUAUGUAACAAGUGUGAAAAGAAUAAUACCAAAGAAAUAAAAUUUUAAUA